UCGCGUAUAACACGUUCAUUUCUAACUCGUCCAUAAUAUACUAUUCAUAAUAAAACUUCUACACCUUUCUUCUCCAUAGGUUCUUGAUUUUGCUGCAAUUUUGUCUUUCCGAUAACCUCCAAAUUAUUCUUGGAUUAAUCGAAGGUUUAUCUCGAUGUCGGUUAAAACAGUGCAAGUGAGCAAUGUUUCUUUGAGUGCUAAAGAGCUUGAUAUCAAGGAGUUCUUUUCAUUCUCUGGGGAUAUUGAAUAUUUAGAGAUGAAAAGUGAGAAUGAGCGAUCUCAAGUUGCUUAUGUCACGUUCAAGGAUCCUCAGAGUGCAGAGACUGCAGUUCUUCUUUCAGGAGCUACAAUUGUUGAUCAGCCCAUCUCAAUAGUCCUUGCACCCGAGUACAAGCUCCCACCUACUGCUUCAGUGCCACCAACUCCAACUGGAAGCACCAACGCCCCUGUAAUUGAAAAGGCAGAGGAUGUGGUCAGUAGCAUGUUGGCAAAGGGCUUUAUUUUGGGCAAGGACGCAGUUGGCAAAGCCAAGGCAUUAGACGAGAAACACAAGAUCACAUCUACUACCUCAGCCAGAGUUGCUUCUUUAGACCAAAAAUAUGGCCUUAGCGAGAAAAUCACUACGGGGGCAACCAUCGUGAACCACAAAGUGAAAGAAAUGGACCAGAAGUUCCAGGUCUCUGAAAAGUCAAAAUCUGCUUUUGCAGCUGCCGAGCAGACUGUUAGCAAUGCCGGAUCCGCCAUCAUGAAGAACAGAUAUGCUUUGACAGGGGUAACUUGGGCUGCAGGUGCCUUUAAUCGGGUCACUAGGGCUGCCGGGGAAGUUGGACAGAAGACAAAGGAAAAACUGGCUGAAGAAGAAAGAAGAACUUUUACAAGAGGUCAUGCGGAAGAACAAACUGCAACUUCUACAAAAGGUAAUGUGCAAGAACAUGUUGCAACUUCUACAAAAGAUAAUGUUCAAGAACAUGUUGCAACUUCUGCAAAAGGUCCUGUGCAAGAACUUGCAGCAACUUCUGCAAAAGGUGAUGUGCAAGAACUUGCUGCAGCUUCUGCUAAAAGUGAUGUGCAAGAACAUGCAGAGUCCCAAACCAGAAUUGAGGAACCACCUACCAUUCCAUCUCUCCCCCCAAAAGCUUAAUCCUACACUAUUUUAAAAGUAAAUGCGCGAUUUACGCUUGUUUGUUAUUCAGAAUUGAGCAACUUAUUAUCUAUGGUUGAUCUUAAAUUAAUGUGCUAUUUAUACAUGGAAUUUUCUGUA
Lycium barbarum (goji berry) is the source of this 1261-nucleotide messenger RNA. Its product is annotated as binding partner of ACD11 1-like. Bases 155 to 1141 code for a protein of 328 amino acids. The record is from RefSeq and is a predicted model, not a curated record. The transcript has 5 exons. NCBI's taxonomy places the organism in Eukaryota, Viridiplantae, Streptophyta, Magnoliopsida, Solanales, Solanaceae. Gene Ontology annotation, molecular function: RNA binding.